Sugiyamaella lignohabitans is the source of this 372-nucleotide messenger RNA. It is a transcript of the gene AIM1, whose product is annotated as Aim1p. The transcript has a single exon. NCBI's taxonomy places the organism in Eukaryota, Fungi, Ascomycota, Dipodascomycetes, Dipodascales, Trichomonascaceae. The record is from RefSeq and is a predicted model, not a curated record. The coding region runs from base 1 to 372 and encodes 123 amino acids.
AUGAUUGCGAGUUUUUGGAGAGCGUCGAGGACGGUGGCCCGUCCUGGGGUCGCUGCUGAGACUGGUGUGAGGCAGGCCAUGGGCCGUUGGAUGGCAAAGGAAGGAGCGGUGAGAUUCUACUCGCUGGCCCCGCCGUCGGAUCUGGGCGAUUAUGAGAAGGAUAUUUACAAGAAACUGGUCGAAUCGCUGGAUCCUGAGGAGCUCAUGGUUAAAGAUGUGUCGGGCGGGUGUGGGUCUAUGUUCGCCAUUUCGAUUGUGUCGAAGAAGUUCGACGGUAUGAAUAUGGUCAAACAGCACCGUCUGGUGAACGAGGUGCUCGCCGACGAUAUCAAACAGUGGCACGGUCUGCAACUGCGGACAAAGAAGGCGUGA